AUGUCUGAGACGGACAAGCAAGAAACUCAAGACGAGGUGAACGAAGAGCCUGAGCCUGUGAAGGAGGAGGAGGAGGAGGACAAGAACGAAUUCACUAACGUCUCAGAGCAGCUGGUGCUUCAUCCUUUGAAGCAGAAGUGGACAUAUUGGUAUUUAAAUGACGAUCGUCAGGCUUGUUGGGAAGAUCGUCUCAAACCUGUUUGCACGUUCAGCACUGUUGAAGAAUUCUGGGCGCUGUACAACAACAUUCGGCCUCCAUCUGGCCUAAGUUGUUUGUGUGACUACAAUGUAUUCAAAUAUGGCAUUCAACCAAUGUGGGAAGUGCCUGAAAACCGCAAAGGAGGGCGCUGGCUGAUUACGAUCGAAAAAGGGCGACCAGGUGAGAUAAUGGAUUUGAUUUGGUUGGAAAUUCCUUAUCGCAAUGAUUGGUGA
Molecule: messenger RNA, 432 nt
Organism: Ostertagia ostertagi
Lineage: Eukaryota; Metazoa; Nematoda; Chromadorea; Rhabditida; Trichostrongylidae
Source: the annotation of a GenBank genome assembly